Messenger RNA from Aethina tumida (small hive beetle), 4099 nucleotides. Its product is annotated as nidogen. The coding region runs from base 28 to 4014 and encodes 1328 amino acids. NCBI's taxonomy places the organism in Eukaryota, Metazoa, Arthropoda, Insecta, Coleoptera, Nitidulidae. The transcript has 16 exons. Gene Ontology annotation, molecular function: calcium ion binding. The record is from RefSeq and is a predicted model, not a curated record. Gene Ontology annotation, biological process: cell-matrix adhesion.
UCUGCACGCAGAGUGGCAUUGGGGACGAUGAAGUGCGUGGUCUUUACCCUUUGGGUGGUGUAUACUUUUAUUAAGUUUAGCGGGGCACUACCCCCUAAUUUGCUUUAUGACAUUGAUGUAUCUGGUGAGGUGGUGCACACGUUACAAUCUGGAAGCGACGUUUCCAGUCAGGAAGUAGUUUUGAAUGUUCCAAUUGUAUUUUUUGGAAUACCCUUUGAUACUUUAUAUGUAAAUUCAAACGGUUUAAUUUCGUUUCAAACGGACAUCCAGCAAUUUAUCAACAUAGCUUUCCCGUUAGAUUAUCCCAUAAUUGCUCCAUUUUACACCCACAUCGAUACAACUAAAGGUGGAGGCUAUGUCAAGUUCUAUCAAACGGAUAAACCUGGUCUUUUAUCCAGAGCUACUAACAUGGUUCAGGACUCGUUUUCAAAUGCUAAAGAUUUUCAAGCAACAAGUUUAUUCGUUGUCACAUGGUAUAGGGUUGGUUAUUAUAAGGAAGGGGAGGACAAAUUAAAUACUUUCCAAAUAGCAAUUUCUUCAGAUAGUCAACAGUCUUUCGUUGAAUUUUUAUAUCCUGAAAACGGAUUGAACUGGAUUCAAGGAACUGCCGACGAAUCCGGUCUUCCGGAUGCAAGAGCACAGGCUGGAAUCAUUUCUCCGGAUGCCAAACUGUUCACAUUGCCGGGAUCCGGAACUGAGCAGGUCCAGAAUUUGGAACGUUGGACCAAUAUGGGACUUCCAGGUCAAUUCAUUUUCAAAGUGGACCAAAGUGAAAUUCAGGAGCCAGAUCAAUACAAUGAAGAAUCGAAAAGUACCACUCCUCAUUCGUGUUCUGAAGCUGGUACUUAUUGCCACAUUCAAGCGACUUGCAAAGACUACGAAGAAGGAUUUUGCUGUCAGUGCAAAGACAAAUAUUAUGGAAAUGGAAGGAACUGUAUUAGGAAAGAUUUACCUUUAAGAGUUAAUGGAAAAGUUAAUGGGCAUAUUAACGGCGAGAGACUUGAUAAUUUGGAUUUGCAAUCAUAUAUUGUUAUGACAGAUGGAAGAGCUUACACAGCUAUCUCAAAAAUUCCAGAAGGAAUUGGAAGUGACAUACAAUCAUUACAAAUUUUAGGAGGAGUGAUUGGAUACAUCUUCGCUAAACCAUUAAGAACAGCAGUUAACGGUUAUCAGUUAACAGGUGGAGUGUUUAACCACUCAGCAACCAUUACUUUUUUGAAUACCAGUCAAGUAAUAAAAAUAAAACAGAAGUUUACUGGAUUAGACGUUUUCGAUCAAUUGCGUUUGGAGACUGACAUUCGUGGUGAAAUUCCUAACUUACCAAAUGACGUCAAAGUUUCCAUUGACGAGUACCAGGAGGAAUAUUCUUUGACUAAUUCAGGUGUUUUACAAAUGAGUUCGACAAGAAACUUUAAAUAUACCAACGCUUUGAACAAUGAGGAAAUUGUAUAUGUAUACACUGUCGAACAAUCAAUUACAUUCGAUUAUUGUAAGUUUGAAAACACAAGUGUGGGUGAGGUUUGGAAGCUGAAAGUAGGAAAGAACUUCAUCAGUUACGAAUCAACUGAACAAAUUAUAAGAUUUGGACUCAGUAAUAAAAUCGUACCAUUUGGAGAUGCGGACCCUUGCGAGGAGGGCCGUUCGAAAUGUGGGCCAAAUAGCUCUUGUGUGGUGGAAAACGAUAGCUACAGAUGCAUAUGCAAUCCGGGUUAUCAAGAAUUUGUUAGAGAUGGUGGAGUACUUUGUGCCGAUGUAAAUGAAUGUCUUUCCGGAUUGCACGAUUGCGACUACAACGCACAAUGCAUCAACACAAUCGGAAGCUUUACUUGCACCUGUAAUCCAGGAUUUGAAGGCAACGGACAGUUCUGCGAGAACGCCAGGAGUUGCAGUGGUGUUCAAUGUCCAGAGAAUUCGGAGUGUGUGGAGUCUAAUGAGGUUGCACAGUGCAGGUGUCAGGAGGGUUUCACUGGGGACGGUCAACAUUGCACUGCCAUUGUGAGUCAGAGUUGUCAUAUUAAUAAUAACUGUUCUCCAAAUGGUUAUUGCACAAUAAAUCCUAAUACAAACAACUAUUAUUGUGUAUGUCUGCCUAACUUUGAAGGCAAUGGAUACGAUUGUAGACCAAAACCUGUGACUACUACAGAAGUGAAUUAUGAAGUUAAUACAUCAUACGAGCAUAAAGAAAUACAAAGAUGUUUAAUGGGAGUUUGUUGGUGUCCACAAGGUUACACUCAAGAACUGGGAACCAAAUAUUGUAUAUUAAGUAAUGGAGAGCAAGAAACAACAACAACAAUUCCCGAAAAUAUUGAAUCAUGUGAGGGAACGUGUCAUAAAGAUGCCCAAUGCAUAUUAGAUGAAGUAAAUCAAAGACGUGUUUGCGAGUGUAAUCCUGGAUACGAAGGAGACGGUUACCAUUGCGAAGUUGAACGAAUUUCCUGCAACAUAAUUGAUAACUGCGACCCUCAUGCCACAUGUGUGUACAGUGAAGAAGAUGGAAGAGCUGCUUGCAUUUGUAAUGAAGGAUAUAUUGGUGACGGAAUAACUUGCUACAGUGCAGGUGGUCGUUGUGGAGGUGUAGAGUGUACAUCGACAGAAGAGUGUAAAGUUAAUUCCGAAUUACAAAUUUACGAAUGUGUGUGUAGAGAGAAUCACAUCAGAGAUUCGCAGCAUCAAUGUGUGCCGUCUGAAGCCACAUGUGGUGGCGGAAAAUGCGUUGAAAAUGCCGAAUGUGUGUUCGACGAUCAUAUUAACACUAUGUUCUGCGCUUGCAAACUAGGUUACAUAGGAGAUGGUAUAAGAGAGUGCAAACCUAAACCUAUCGGCUGUGAUGUUGCCAAUAACUGUGGCGAAAACGCUGUAUGUGAGUACGAUCAUGAAACAACAGUUUAUACAUGCAGAUGUAAAGAUGGAUAUUUGGGAGAUGGUUUCUUAUGUUACAAAGAAAAAACAUGUCAAAUAGAUCCAUCUAUGUGUGACCCUCAUGCCUCCUGUAUACCUGACAUAUACCGAUUUGUAUGCAAAUGUAAUAGUGGUUAUUUGGGAAAUGGUACGGUGUGCAGACCUAUUCCGAGCUUUUCUGGAAACUUCCUUUUACUUAACUAUGGUAUUGCUACUUUGAAAUUGGGAACCGAACCGUUACACAAACCUCAAGGAAGACCAAUACAAAUUCAACCUAAUCAAAUUAGUGUUGGAUUAGACAUAGAUUGUCUUGAAGGAAGAGUUUACUGGACCGAUUUAUCAAAUAGAGCCAUCCGCAGUUCCACAUUUGAUGGAAGUGGCAAACAAGACUUUAUCAAUACUGCCCUUGGUUCUCCAGAAGGUUUGGCAAUAGACUGGGUGUCAAGAAAUAUUUAUUGGACUGACUCAACAAAUGACACAAUUGAAGUGGCAAAUCUUGACACUAAACGUAGGAGAACAUUGUUUGACACUGAUCUAAUUAAUCCUAGAGGAAUAGCAGUUCAUCCACAAAGAGGAAAGAUUUUUUGGUCAGACUGGAACAGACAAAGACCAAAAAUUGAAUGGGCAAACGCUGAUGGAACUGGACGUGAAACUUUCUUACAAGGAUUUGAUGUUUCCCUGCCAAAUUCUCUAACGAUAGACUACGACAAUGAUAAUUUGUGUUAUGCCGAUGCUGGUACAAAGAAAAUUGAAUGUGUAAACAUUGAUACCAGGAGGAAGUACACAAUUGCUGUAAAUUGUACUUAUCCCUUUGGAAUUGCAACAACAGACAAAUAUUACUUCUGGUCAGAUUGGAUAUCUAAAAAGGUCGAACGUGUAGAUAAACACAGCUUACAACGUGUGCCACCAAUCGAAGUACAACGAUUUGGCAGUGGUAAACUGUAUGGUUUGGUGGCAGUGCCAAAAAAAUGUCCACAGUUGACUAAUGUGUGUGAGUACUACAAAGACCAAUGUCCGCCUGAACAUAUCUGUCUACCAAAUGGUUCAGGCAGUAGGAGCUGUGUCUGCUCAUACAGAUCAGACAAGUUGGAUGAACAUCCUACUUGUAAUCUUUAACAUAUCGUAUUAAAAUAUAUAUUUCUACUAAUUUAGAUUUUGUACGUUUUGUAAUAAAGUAAUAUUUUUAGCGUGUGUUAACUUA